This is a messenger RNA of Jaculus jaculus (lesser Egyptian jerboa), 2204 nucleotides long. It is a transcript of the gene Farsb, whose product is annotated as phenylalanyl-tRNA synthetase subunit beta. The transcript has 17 exons. The record is from RefSeq and is a predicted model, not a curated record. NCBI's taxonomy places the organism in Eukaryota, Metazoa, Chordata, Mammalia, Rodentia, Dipodidae. Gene Ontology annotation, cellular component: cytoplasm; phenylalanine-tRNA ligase complex. Gene Ontology annotation, molecular function: ATP binding; phenylalanine-tRNA ligase activity; RNA binding. The coding region runs from base 40 to 1809 and encodes 589 amino acids. Gene Ontology annotation, biological process: phenylalanyl-tRNA aminoacylation.
CAGGCCGCGGGCGCGCAGGCGCAGUGGGCCCGACUCGCCAUGCCGACUGUCAGCGUGAAGCGCGAUCUGCUCUUCCGAGCUCUGGGCCGGACUUACACUGAUGAAGAAUUUGAUGAACUGUGUUUCGAAUUUGGUCUGGAACUUGAUGAAAUUACUUCUGAGAAGGAAAUAAUAAGUAAGGAACAAGGUAACGUCAAGGCAGAGGGAGCCUCUGAUGUUGUUCUUUACAAGAUUGAUGUCCCAGCCAAUAGAUAUGAUCUCCUGUGCCUGGAAGGAUUGGUUCGGGGUCUUCAGGUCUUCAAAGAGAGGAUUAAGGCUCCAGUAUUUAAACGGGUAAUGCCUAAUGGAGAAAUCCAAAAAUUGAUUAUCACAGAGGAGACAGCUAAAAUACGCCCUUUUGCUGUAGCAGCCGUUCUCCGGAAUGUAAAGUUUACCAAGGAUCGGUAUGACAGCUUCAUUGAACUUCAAGAGAAAUUGCACCAGAACAUUUGCAGGAAAAGAGCGCUGGUUGCUAUUGGCACCCAUGAUCUGGACACUUUAUCAGGCCCGUUUACUUACACUGCGAAGCGUCCUUCAGAUAUCAGAUUCAAGCCUCUGAAUAAGACCAAGGAGUACACAGCCUGCGAACUGAUGAACAUGUACAAGACUGACAACCACCUUAAACAUUACUUACAUAUCCUUGAAAAUAAACCUCUGUACCCCGUUAUCUAUGAUAGCAAUGGUGUUGUCCUUUCAAUGCCUCCAAUCAUAAAUGGAAAUCAUUCAAAAAUCACAGUAAAUACCAGAAAUGUAUUCAUUGAAUGCACAGGAACUGACUUUACCAAGGCAAAAAUCGUCCUUGAUAUUAUCGUUACCAUGUUCAGUGAAUAUUGUGAAAAUCGAUUUACGGUCGAAGCAGCUGAGGUCGUUUCACCUAACGGAAAAUCAAGUGUCUUUCCAGAACUGGCCUACCGAAAGGAGAUGGUGAGAGCUGAUUUAAUAAACAAGAAAGUUGGAAUCAGAGAAACUCCAGGAAAUAUUGCCAAGCUUCUGACCAGGAUGUUUUUGAAGUCAGAAGUCAUAGGUGAUGGCAAUCAGAUUGAGAUCGAAAUCCCUCCGACCAGAGCUGACAUUAUCCAUGCUUGUGAUAUUAUAGAAGAUGCAGCUAUUGCUUAUGGAUAUAACAACAUUCAGAUGACUCUCCCCAAAACAUACACCAUAGCUAAUCAAUUUCCUCUUAAUAAGCUCACCGAACUUCUCAGACUUGACAUGGCGGCUGCUGGAUUCACGGAAGCCCUUACCUUUGCUCUGUGCUCCCAGGAGGAUAUUGCUGAUAAACUUGGUUUGGAUAUCUCUGCUACAAAAGCAAUCCACAUAAGUAAUCCGAAAACAGCUGAAUUCCAGGUGGCGCGCACUACUCUUCUUCCCGGCCUCUUGAAGACCAUAGCAGCAAAUCGGAAGAUGCCGCUUCCCCUGAAACUGUUUGAAAUCUCUGACAUUGUCAUCAAAGAUUCCAGCAAGGAUGUAGGUGCAAAAAACUACAGACAUCUCUGUGCUGUUUAUUACAACAAGAAUCCUGGGUUUGAGAUCAUCCAUGGGCUGCUAGACCGAAUUAUGCAGCUGCUUGAUGUGCCGCCUGGUGAAGAGAACGGGGGCUACGUGAUCAGAGCGUCAGCAGCCCCUGCUUUCUUCCCUGGGCGAUGUGCUGAGAUCUUUGCCAGGGGCCAGAGCAUCGGGAAGCUUGGGGUCCUUCAUCCUGAUGUCAUCACCAAGUUUGAGCUGACCAUGCCCUGCUCCUCUCUGGAAAUCAAUAUCGAGCCCUUUUUGUGAAGAUUGUUCUCCGUGUGUGGUUUUGCCUGAGAGUCCCCUUCUCCUCCCAUGGUGUCCUCACUUCUCCAUGGGGAGCAUCCAUUUGAGCUUUAAUCUUUAAUAAAGUAAGAUGUGCUUGUCUGCCUCCCCCAUUAGUGCAUCUUGCGGGGUGGUGAACGCAUCUGCCUGGCACUGCACUGUUGGGUGAAGGACCAGAGAGGUGUCCGAGUGGCAGUGCUCGAAGCAGAAGUGCUGCUUGGAUAUCAGAGCUGUUCACUGUCACUCAGGACUCCUCCAUGACACGACCCUGGGUUUUCCUGAGUGAUGAGGCAGGAGGCCAUGCGCUGCACCCGUGAGCUAACCAAGGCUUAGCUUUUUCUACUAUUGACAAACAAUAAAAUCAGUACUUUUAGAAA